AAUUCACAAACUUCCUGCUCUGGGCUCGGCAGCCACCCUGAACCAGGCCACCUCAACGGAGGGUUCGGAGGCCACAUUUGAGGCCCAGGCAGGGCCCAGGGGGGGCCCAGGGGGGGCCCGGAGUGGGAAGAUGGCCGAUGGAAGCAGCGACCUCAGCACCAGUGUUUCCAAAGAUUCCCACGAGCAGUGUAUAAGCGUUCCAGUUUUUCCACAAUCUUGCUAACUAUGUCUUUGAUUAUAGCCAAUCCAGGCAUCCACAGAAGACCAGAACAUUGAUGACAGACUUAUCUAUGAGACUCUAUUCAAACACUUCAAAAGACACAAGGUGGAGAUUUCAAAUGCAGUAAAAAAGCCAUUUCCUUUCUUUGAGUGCCUCCGGGACCGUGAACUCAUCACCAAUAAACUGUAUGACGAUUGUCAAGAUUCUUGUAGAAACCUGAUCCCUGUACAAAGAGUGGUGUAUAAUGUUCUCCAUGAACUGGAGAAGACAUUUGACUUGCCACUUUUGGAAGCAUUGUUCAGCGAGGUCAACAUGCAAGAAUACCCUGAUUUAAAUCGUAUUUAUAGGAGCUUCGAAUAUGCAAUCCAAGAGAAAAUUAAUUACCAAGAAAGUGAUGAAGAAGCGGUGGACAAGAGUCCUAAUAACCAACUGAGGCUUAGGCAAGGAACUGGUGAAAACUCAUAUCGAAGCCUGACCUGGUCAUGCCCACAAUCCUCAUCUUACCAUGGUGCAACCCCACCUGAAGAUAGACUCUUGGAGAACCUCUGUGAAUCAGAACAGAUAAAUGCAAACAGAACAGAUACAACCAGUGACCAAAAUGAUGCACUAGAAAUCCAACAAGCAAAUGAGGAGUGUGCCCAAGAAUCUGAGCCAGCAGAGUCCUGUGAACAAGCACCCAUCCAAGUGAGUAAUGAAGACACAAGAGAAGUCACACCCAGCCCAUUGCCCUCUGAUGGAGAAAGAGCAGAGCUACCCAACCAUGGAAUCCAAGUCAACUCCUGUUCUGUAUAUCUGGUGGAUAUAAAGAAGGAAAAGCCAUUUUUUAACUCGAGAGUUGAACAGCAAGCCCAAGCGAGGACUAACCGUAACCAGGCAUCUGACAUAAUAGUGAUCAGCAGUGACUCCGAGGAAUCCAGUGAUGAAGAUGAGCCCCCAGAAGCCUCCACAUCAGCACUGGAAAGCGGGCCUGACUCCAUGGAUUUCAGAAAAUCGCCUACAUCCAGAAAAAGAGUUUGGAAAGUAGACUUUCAAGGGACACUUGCUUCUUCUGCAGUGAAAAGAUUUGAUGACUAUUCAGAGUUCAGUGAGGAAGAGGAGCCCCCGAGAGCCUCGAACUCAGCACUGAGAAGUGAUCCUGAUGAGGAGGAUCCUGCGGAUAUUGGAGACAAAUCUAUUUGGGGGAUAAGCAAGAGGAAAAGAUACUCCCUGGAUAAGCAAAGGAACUGGAAGAAGCAGUAUGUUCAGACAAGUGGAGAGGGGAUCAGGAGUGGUUACUUUUCAGAAUUAAGUCAUACAGAAGAACCUCAGGAAUCUUCUGGCUCAGUCCUAAGAAGUGGGUCAGGAGCAGAGCCACAAGGACUUGGAAAUGAAAAGUGUUCCUGUGUCAUGUGUUUUUCAGAAGGUAUUUCAAGAGGCCAAGGAGCAAGGACUGAGAGUAGCCAAGCAUCUGACAUGAUGGAUACCAUGGAUAUUGGAAACAAUUCUACUUCAGGAAAACACAAUGGGAAAAUAAAGAGAGACACAGCGAGAGAGGGAACACAAGCAGGGGGAGUGGGAGAGGGAGAAGCAGGCUUCCCGCCGAGCAGGGAGCCCGAGGCGGGGCUCGAUCCCAGGAGGAAAAAGAGAAGAUAUAUACAUAAAAAAAGCAGUCUCCAAAAAGUGAGAAGGAAAGGCAGACAUAGAAUCCAAACUCUGAGUAACAGAGCCCUAUGGAACAGAGGCAAACCAAAAGGGAGAAAAACAGUCAUCUCCGGGUCUUUGAGAAGAGGCAGAAAAAGAGGUCCAAGAAUUCCCAGAGAUACACGUAUGAAUUUUUGCCUUCCGGAACUUCCCGUGACCUGUGGAGAGGCAAAGGGGAUUUUAUAUAAGGAGAAAAUGAAACAAGGAACCUCAGAGAAGUGUAUAAAGGGUAAGGAUGGAAGAUGGUUUACCUUCAGGGAAUUCGAAGUUGAAGGAAACUACUCACGGUCCAAGAACUGGAAGAUGAGUGUGAGAUGUGGUGGAUUCCCCCUGAAAGACCUGAUUAAGAAUAAAUACCUACCAGACCCGCCAAGAAGAAGAAGAAGAAAGCAGACAAUACCAGAGCCUAGCAGCAAUGACUUUUUUGACCCUUACCCGGGAAACUCAAAUAUAUGUGAGGUGUGCCGUGGACCUGGAAAGCUGUUCUGCUGUGAUACUUGUCCAAAGUCCUUUCAUGAGACAUGCCACAUCCACCAUAUAGAUGCUAACAGGGACCCAUGGAGUUGCAUCUUCUGCAGGAUAAAGGCUCUUCAACAAAGUUACCCACAAAGCCAACCAUGUCACCAGGCAUCUGAGGUCCUAAAGAGGCGGAUGGUGCCUGAGGAACAGUUGAAAUGUGAAUUUGUCCUCUUGAAGGUCUACUCCUAUUCAAAAAGCCUCUUUUUUGCUUCAAGACCACAUUAUGGUAGCGACGCGUCUCAUGGCCCAAAGAAACAUAUGUGGUUAAACAAAAUCAAGAAAAAGCUGAAUAUGAAACUGUACCUCCGAGUGGAGGGGUUCGUGAGGGACAUGUGCCUCAUCUUUCAGAACCACAGGACUUUCUACAAGGACAACCAGAAAUUCAUCAAGUUUGGACUUCAGGUAGAGGCCAUGUUUGAGAAUAGUUUCAGAAGCACUUUUGCAAUUCGGGAAACAAGCGAGAAUAGUUGUCAGCUGGAGCAUUCUUUCAUGAAGUAGCCCUUCCCCUCACCCCAACAGUCUUCAGCAGCUACAAGAUAAGAGUCUGUGGUUCCUCCCACUGACAAUUCUGCCUGUUGCUGUGCAAACAACUUUUUCAAUGUUUUCGUUGUUGCCAUUUUAGUUCAUUUAUUUUUCUAAAUAAAAUAUAAAAUUAUCUUGUCAA
Molecule: messenger RNA, 3083 nt
Organism: Mirounga angustirostris (Northern elephant seal)
Lineage: Eukaryota; Metazoa; Chordata; Mammalia; Carnivora; Phocidae
Gene: SP100
Product: SP100 nuclear antigen
Exons: 30
Coding region: 533-2917 (794 amino acids)
Biological process (GO): regulation of transcription by RNA polymerase II
Cellular component (GO): nucleus
Molecular function (GO): DNA-binding transcription factor activity, RNA polymerase II-specific; DNA binding; protein binding
Source: RefSeq, a predicted model, not a curated record